This is a messenger RNA of Knipowitschia caucasica, 282 nucleotides long. NCBI's taxonomy places the organism in Eukaryota, Metazoa, Chordata, Actinopteri, Gobiiformes, Gobiidae. The record is from the annotation of a GenBank genome assembly.
AUGAGGUGGCGCUCGGGCUGGACCGUCGUUGGGCUGCUGGUGUCGCUGGCCUUCGUCUCCAGCCUCGGGGCCCGGACAUCGACCCGACGGAAGCACAAAGAGGUGUUUCUGGGAGAAAAUAGCAAGUUCAAGUUCGGAGGGAGGAUUGACUAUAAGCUGAAGCGCCAGGACAGCACCAAGACUCUCCUGAUCAAGACCGAACAACUGCUGAGGAUAGAGGAGCACGACUUCGCCAUGAGGCCGGGCUUUGGAGGUACUGGACCAGGACUUAACCCGGCCUGA